AUGGUCCCUGUACAGUCUUUCACAGGUGGGCUGCUGGGCACAGGUGGGGCUGCUGGUCACAGGUGGGGCUGCUGGUCACAGGUGGGGCUGCUGGUCACAGGUGGGGCUGCUGGUCACAGGUGGGGCUGCUGGUCACAGGUGGGGCUGCUGGUCACAGGUGGGGCUGCUGGUCACAGGUGGGGCUGCUGGUCACAGGUGGGGUUGCUGGUGCUGGUGCUGGCGGCUGGCGCUGGUGCUGGUUCCUGGUGCUGGCAGCUGGCACUGGGGCUGGUUCCUGAUGCUGGCGGCUGGCGCUGGGGCUGGUUCCUGGUGCUGGCGGCUGGCGCUGGUGCUGGUUCCUGGUGCUGGCGGCUGGCACUGGGGCUGGUUCCUGGUGCUGGCGACUGGCGCUGGGGCUGGUUCCUGGUGCUGGCGGCUGGCGCUGGGGCUGGUUCCUGGUGCUGGCGGCUGGCGCUGGGGCUGGUUCCUGGUGCUGGCGGCUGGCGCUGGGGCUGGUUCCUGGUGCUGGCGGCUGGCGCUGGGGCUGGUUCCUGGUGCUGGCGGCUGGCGCUGGUGCUGGUUCCUGCGACCGCCGGUGCGACGGGCGAGGUGCAAGGUGGCGCUGGCUGCAGUCGAUGGCGCAAACGCGAUCGCGGGCCGCUGGCGACUUCGCUGGCGACUUCGCUGGCGGGUCGCUGGCGGUGGGUCCGCUGGCGUUCGCCAUAG
Closterium sp. Naga37s-1 is the source of this 705-nucleotide messenger RNA. The record is from the annotation of a GenBank genome assembly. Lineage: Eukaryota; Viridiplantae; Streptophyta; Zygnematophyceae; Desmidiales; Closteriaceae.